GUAAAGGAAAGAGAAGACUGAAGUGAAAGCCCGUGUGAAUCUAAAUGGCAAGCUCAGAUAGAGAAGAGGCUGCAGAAAACGGUCAGCUCAAAGAUCGGAAAGUCUCAUGGGCGAAGUUACACCGUGUAGACUCCCUCAACUUGGAAGCUGGAAAAGUUUCAACUUCUCCGGCAAGACACGCCUCUAAGACUGAUUGGAAGACAAUAUUGAGUUUAGCAUUUCAGUCGGUAGGAGUUAUCUACGGAGAUAUAGGGACUUCCCCUCUUUACGUUUAUGCAAGUACUUUCACUGAUAAUAUUGGACACAAGGAUGACAUUCUUGGGGUAUUGUCCCUUAUCAUUUAUACCAUUAUCCUCGUACCUAUGACUAAGUAUGUUUUCAUUGUCUUGUGGGCCAAUGACAAUGGCGAUGGGGGAGCAUUUGCGUUGUAUUCCUUAAUGUGUCGAUAUGCAAAAGUGAGUCUUAUCCCAAACCAGGAGCCAGAGGACAGAGAACUUUCCCAUUACAAUCUGGACAUACCAUCCAAUCAAUUUAGACGGGCUCAGAAGAUCAGACAUAAGUUGGAGAAGAGUAAAUUUGCAAAAUUUUUGCUCGUCUUCGUCGCCAUCCUCGGCACUUCUAUGGUUAUUGGAGAUGGAGUUCUCACUCCUUGCAUCUCAGUUCUCUCAGCCGUAAGUGGGAUAAAGCCUUUAGGCGAAGAUGCGGUUGUGGGUAUUUCCAUUGCAAUUCUGGUAGCUCUCUUCUGUGUUCAACGUUUUGGUACAGACAAAGUGGGAUAUUCAUUUGCUCCAGCCAUUUGCGUUUGGUUUUUAUUCAUAAGUGGUAUCGGUCUAUACAACUUGUUCAAGUAUGAUGUGAGCGUCUUACGUGCCUUUAAUCCCAAAUACAUUGUUGACUACUUCAAAAGAAAUGGUAGAAAAGGAUGGAUCUCUCUUGGUGGUGUUUUCCUCUGUAUUACAGGAUCCGAAGCUAUGUUUGCUGAUUUGGGUCACUUUAGUGUGCGGUCUGUUCAAAUAAGCUUCAGUUGCCUCGUAUUUCCAGCUUUGCUCUCUGCUUACAGCGGACAAGCUGCAUAUCUCUCAAAAUUCCCUGAAAAUGUUGAGAAUACUUUCUAUGACUCCGUUCCAGAUCCACUAUACUGGCCAACGUUUGUAGUCGCUGUUGCUGCAGCCAUCAUUGCAAGUCAAGCAAUGAUAUCUGGAGCCUUUUCUAUCGUGGCUCAGGCCCAAAGUCUAGGUUGUUUCCCUAGGGUGAAAGUAAUGCACACAUCGGCCAAAUAUGAGGGUCAGGUUUAUAUCCCUGAACUCAAUUACUUCCUCAUGGUUGCUUGUGUUCUAGUUACUCUCAGCUUCAAAACCACAGAAAAAUUGGGACAUGCUUAUGGUAUAGCUGUGGUUAUUGCUGAGAUCAUAACUACACAUAUGGUGACAUUAAUAAUGCUUGUUAUAUGGAAAAUCAGCAUUUGGUGGAUUACACUAUUCUACGUGGUGUACCUUUCCAUUGAAUCUACAUACCUAUCCGCCCAGCUGACAAAAUUCGUGCAAGGUGGUUAUCUACCCUUGGCCUUUUCAGUCGUGCUCGUGCUCAUGAUGGGAACUUGGCACUAUGUUCAAAAACUUCGAUACCAAUUCGAGCUCAAUAACAAGGUGUCCAGCGACUACGUUAGGGACUUGGCCAAGAGUCCAGACAUCAAAAGGGUACCAGGGAUAGGAUUACUCUACUCUGAACUAGUACAGGGGAUUCCCCCUAUAUUUCCUCACUUCGUCUCCAAUAUUCCUUCUGUCCACUCUAUCAUAGUUCUGGUGUCAAUCAAAUCCAUUCCUAUUAGUAAAGUAGCACUUCAAGAACGUUUCUUGUUUCGACAAGUUGAGCCUAGAGAAUACAAGGUGUUUCGAUGUGUUGUUAGGUUAGGGUACAAAGAUCAACUUGGGAAUACAGAGGACUUCGAAAACCAAUUGGUGGAACAAUUAAACCAGUUCAUCCAACACGAACGUUAUAUUCUUGGAGCGCAUGAUCAUCAAGGUGCAGACCGAGAAGUUGAGCCAGUAAUAUCUGACCAACUACAAUCGAAAAACUCAUCCAGGAUCCACAUGGAGGACGAUCUGCAGCAACAAGUAGAUUCGACUCAAAUACAAAUGGUGUCCCCGAAUUCGGAAGAAGAAGAGAUGCAGUUUGUGACUAAAGCUAAGGAGCAAGGUGUGUUCUAUCUCCUGGGAGAAGCAGAAGUGAUGGCUAAACAAGAUUCUUCAUUCGUGAAGAAAUUUUUCGUCAACAAUGCUUAUAAUUUCUUGCGCAAGAACUUCAGGCAAGGGGAGAAAGUAAUGGCAAUUCCUCAGAGUAGGCUGCUAAGGGUCGGCAUGACUUAUGAAUUGUAAUUGUGAAUCACACAGCGAAAUUAUACUAACAUAUGCUCGCGUAACGAACAAUAAUACUAUGAUUUCUGCUCUUUGUAUAUUUCUAUUUUUUUAUCCUUUAAUAAUGUAUGCAAGCUUUCAGCUUGAGUAAUUGUAAUUGUACUUUCGGACUUAAAAGAUGUUAGAUACGCCAAUCAGAUAGUUUGUGAUUCAAGGCA
Molecule: messenger RNA, 2572 nt
Organism: Nicotiana tabacum (common tobacco)
Lineage: Eukaryota; Viridiplantae; Streptophyta; Magnoliopsida; Solanales; Solanaceae
Product: potassium transporter 5-like
Biological process (GO): potassium ion transmembrane transport
Cellular component (GO): membrane
Molecular function (GO): potassium ion transmembrane transporter activity
Source: RefSeq, a predicted model, not a curated record